This is a messenger RNA of Pipistrellus kuhlii (Kuhl's pipistrelle), 1023 nucleotides long. RefSeq names its product PGC-1 and ERR-induced regulator in muscle protein 1-like. The record is from RefSeq and is a predicted model, not a curated record. NCBI's taxonomy places the organism in Eukaryota, Metazoa, Chordata, Mammalia, Chiroptera, Vespertilionidae.
CUAUGCCAGACUUCCAGAGAGAGUUCACUCCCCUCCUCUCCCCCCACAGCCACCACCAGGCAGAGCCCGGGUCCCCGGAGCCCCAGGCCCCGUGGGUGGGGAAGCCCUGAUGGCCCCCUAAGCAGUCGCCACACAGAAAACAGACACCCAGAAGAAAAGGUGAGGGGACGGCCAUCCCCCACCCCAGGGAGGAGGAAGGACAAGCCUGCCUCCACCAGAGCAGGACAUCUGGACAGAGGAAGUAGGUGUCUGGGCUGUGCCUCCCCAGAGGUGGGGGUGUGGGCCCUGGGGGAGGGAGGGACAGACCCUGACUCGGUGAGAGGUUCCCAAGGCCCCCAAGGGCUGAGAGGCGGAGGCCCAGGACUUGGCAGCGGUUCCCAGCGGCCCCUGGAAGGGGCCAGCAGUGGGGCUGAGAGGGGAGUGGGGGUGGGGGGUGGGAAGGGGCCUGGGGACUUGGGCCAGGCCGCUCACACUGGGCCCCUUCUGUGCUGUUUCCCACGCAGACUGGGCCCACCGUCCCCCGCAGCUCAAUGGCAGGAGGACCCGGCCCAGAAGCCCAGCAAGGACCAAAGGUCAGAAAUGCUGCCAGGAAGACCUAGAGGGCAGGCCCGCCUCCCCCAAACGCCGCAGCCACUGCCUUCACCGCAGCCCUCGGAGCCACAGCCACAGCCGCCACAGCCACAGCCGCGCCGCCACGGCCUUCACCGCAGCCGCAGCCCCUCUGCAAGAGCCUGCGCGCCUCUGGAUGAACUGGUGCCCAGACUAGGCACCCAAGUGGGGGGGCUGCAGGUAGUCCUGGACGAGCUGCGGGCUCCGGGGGGCGCUUUCCUGCCAGUGCCCUCCAGUGGCCCGCAGCCAGAGGCCCGAGAGCCCGAGGCCGGGCAUCGCGCCUGGCUCAGCUGGCAGCUGGCGCACACGGGGGCCAACCUGCACUGGGCGCUCACCGCGCUGGACUCGCUGCUGGCCGCUCAGCCUGGGCUCCCCGCCCCGCCGCCCUGCCCUCCCCGCGCCCCUCAGCCUUAG